Molecule: messenger RNA, 1344 nt
Organism: Lethenteron reissneri (Far Eastern brook lamprey)
Lineage: Eukaryota; Metazoa; Chordata; Hyperoartia; Petromyzontiformes; Petromyzontidae
Product: caveolin-3-like
Biological process (GO): caveola assembly
Cellular component (GO): caveola
Molecular function (GO): molecular adaptor activity
Source: RefSeq, a predicted model, not a curated record
UACACAGACAGCCCCCCCAGCACCCACAUCCCGAUCGAGAGUCACACGGCAGACAUGGAGCCCAGGUCAAUCCCAGAUGCCGCGCUGCCCCUUGAUUUGCAACACCGGGACCCGAAGGACAUGAACAGCCACGUGCGGGUGCUCUUCGAGGACGUGUUCGCCGAGCCGGAGGGUUCGCACAGCAUCCCCGGCGUGUGGAGGUGCUCCUUCAGGACCUACAACGGCGCCAAAUGGUUCUGCUACCUGCUGCUCUCCGUGCUGUGCGCCGUGCCGCUCUCGUGCUGCUGGGGCUGCGACUUCGCGUGCGCGCAGUUCUACCACGUGUGGAACGUGGCGCCGUGCCUGCGCAUGUGUCGCAUGAACAUGCUCUGCCUGCAGAUGUUCUGGUCGACGAUCGUGCGGUGCGUGUGCGAGCCCCUGUGCGAGACGUGCGCCCUGUGCUUCUCGCACAUCAAGAUCAAGGGGAAAGCUUAAGCGGAAAAAGUUGGCGAGUCAACACAAAAAAGCACACGCACACGCGCGCGUCCGCACAAACACAGACAUGUACGCACGCACACACGUACGCAUACAUACACACAUACACACGCGUACGCACACACCCACUCACAGACACACGUACGCAUACACACAUACACACGCACACACGUACGCACACACACGUACGCACACACAUACGCGUACGCAAACGCACGCACGUACGCACACACGCACACAACGAUCAUCCGUGUAGCCUUAACAGACUGUAUGAACAAAUUUUGUUCGCGAGCACAUAUGAAGCCCGACACGGAGGAGGGGGGUGGCUAGCAGCACGCCCGGCCGCCUUUGUCUCUCUAGUGGCGAUGUUUACACACUGCAACAGGUUUGCACACCCCGAUUAGCACGAUUAGCACAGUUGCCUACAUGCGGUGCGAAAGAAGUUCAACAUAGAUACACACGCGAACACACGCACGUACACACACACACACACGUACAUACGCACACACCCUUACCAACGUACACACACACGUACGCACACUUCUCGCGAAUGCAAUGUCCACGUAGGCGGCUGUGAUCGGUGCCAGGUUAACGCAGCGGAGGGUGGCAUUAGUGGCCUUGGAAAUUGAAGGCCCCUCCAAAUGGCACGCGACCCAUGCGGUGCUGUUCCAUCUUGCGGUCAAAAUGCAUUGUAGUAUUGGUGCGCUACGAUACAUUGCUCUGUGCACUAUAAUCGUUUCGUGAUUAAAGUUUAUUACGCCUCCGAAUAGCACGGUUGGCUACGUUCCGGUGCGACACAAGGUGAACGUACAUACAUGCGUGUUACGCAAAGCCACGUGCGGAUAUUAAAAUAUCUGUGUUCCUUGUUGA